Messenger RNA from Aegilops tauschii subsp. strangulata, 1830 nucleotides. Its product is annotated as BTB/POZ domain-containing protein At3g19850-like. The record is from RefSeq and is a predicted model, not a curated record. Lineage: Eukaryota; Viridiplantae; Streptophyta; Magnoliopsida; Poales; Poaceae.
AUGGACAAGGUCUGGGACCUCAAGGUGCACGUCAAUGGCCGUCACACGCUUCUUCUCCACCAGAGCGUCAUGUGCGCCUUCUCGGGGAGGCUGAGGGCAAUGGCGACGCGAGAGACGAAGGACAAGAGCGGAGGAGGAGCAGAGGCGUCAUCAAUGUGCGUCGACCUUGCGGGCCUCCCUGGAGGUGGCGAGGGCCUCGACCUCGUGGCACAGUUCUGCUACAGCAAUGGCCGCCUGCCGCCGCUACGCCCCUCCGACCUCCCGCUCGUGCACUGCGCCGCCGCGUUCUUGGAUAUGACCGAGGAGGUGCGCGCCGGCAACCUCCUCGCCCAUGCGGAGGCCUUCGUUGACAUCGGGCUCUGCUACUGGAGCUGGGCCGACGUACUCGCCGCCGUCAAGAGCUGCGAGGCGUUCGGAGCCGACGUCUCCGACCUCCGAGCGAAGCUCCUCUCAACUCUGUUCUCGAGGAUCGCUGAAGGCGCGGAGACGUCGAACAGCUCCUCCUCGUCCUCGCCAGACACGGUCAGCGGCUCCAGCGGGCGGCCGUCACCCGCCAAGACGCCGGAGUCGGUGAGGCGGUCAUGCUUGGGCGGCGGCAGGGAGUGGUGGUUCGAUGACGUGGCGUCUCUACCCCCGCCGACCGUCGAGAAGGCCAUCAAACUGCUGGGCUGCUACGGCGUGGACAACAAGAACCUCACACUGACGCGGUUCCUGCUGCAUUACCUCCCCCGCGCCGCCGCGCUCCGCAAGGUCGACGACUCGGGAAGCCUGGUCGGACUCGCCGACAAGGCCGUGCACGGCGUGGCGCACUCCGGCGGCGGGGCGGCGUUCUCCCGCAGGGGUCUCUUCUGGGUUCUGCGGGUCGUUUCAGCCGUGGGCCUGAGCAAGGAAUGCAUGCGGAAGCUGGAGGUGCUGGUGGGGCAGAUGCUGGACCAGGCCACGCUCGACGACCUCCUCGUCUCCGGCGACGGCAGCGGCGCGUACGACGUCAGCCUGGUCACGAGGCUCGUCAGGGUUUUCGUGAGCUCCCUGUUCGAAAAAUCCGCGUCCCCCCCGGAGGCCGGGUCGUCUUCGCAAAAGAUGAGGAAGGUGGGGAGGCUGAUGGACAAGUACCUGGCGGAGAUCUCGCCGGACCACGGACUGAGGGUGUCCAGGUUCCUCGCCGUCGCAGAGAGCCUGCUGGACUCCGCCAGGGACUCCUACGACGGCGUGUACUGGGCAGUGGACAUCUACCUCAAGGUAAGUACUUCUCUUCAAAAUUUCAAAUGUUCAACUGAAUUUUGAGGAAAUUCGAUUCAGAAUUCAAAAAUAGGCAAAUGAUGAAAUUUGAAACUGAUUUCUAAAAAAAAAAUGUCAGAUCAUACGUUGUGCUAUGCUCGGCUGUUACUAUAGUACUGCCUACUUGAUGCCAAUUAAUAGAAAACAUGAUGUGUGUGACUUGUCAUUUGUAAUUGUGUGGCCUGUGGUGGACUGUCAUUUUAAAAUUUGCAUCAACUUUGGUUUAUGUGGUAUUUACCGAAACAGUAUCGAAAAAGUUUGGUAUUUAUCGAACCAAAAACAAUAUAGUUGUUUCAUAUAAUAUUAAACAUUGAAUUGAAACCAUAUUUACCAAAUCGAAUUAAUCAUAUUAACCACCCGCAAAAAAAAGAAUUAAUCUAACCAAACACCCAGCGAUACAUCCUACAGCUCAAAGUGCAUACUUUUUUCUUCUUCUGAAAAUAAGGUUAUAUUACCCUCUAGCCAUUGCAUCAGUGUGAUGCAUAUAACCAUCUUUAUUAAGACAUGUAUUGUUCAUCCCUUACAAAUAAAGGGUAAACUCAUGACCAUGGA